CGUAGAAACCUCCUGCCGCCACUCAAAGCAUCGACCCGCAGCUCACUAUAUAGAGACGCGGCGACGCAAUCCGUUUCCAACAAGCCAAGGUAGAGCAGCUCCCGCCUAGAGAAUCUAAGCCAUCUCAGCUCAAGCGCCGGCCGCCGUGUUUCCAUAGCCGCGAGCGACGAGGCCUUAAGCGAAGGAAGGAAGGAAUGGCGGGGGCACUGAGCGCCACGCGGCGCACGCGGCCGACGACGGCGCAGUGCAUCGCGGCGACGCUGUUCGCGCUGCUCGUCGUCGCCGCCGCCAUCGUCAUCAUCUGGCUGGCGGUCCGACCCGGGAAGCUGCGCCUCUCCAUCGACCACGCGACGGUCCGCGGCUUCAACUUCACGUCGGGGGGCGCGCUGCAGGGCACAUUCGCCCUCGUCCUACGCGCCUACAACCCCAACAAGCGCUCCGCCGUCUACCGCUCGCUCGACGUCGGCGUGUGGUACGGCGACACGUAUCUGGGCGGCGCCGAGGUGCCGGGGUUCCGCCAGCCGCCGCACAACGAGACGAGGAUCGUCGUGGCGGCCCCCGCGGCGCCGGACGCGCUGCCGCGGGACGUGGAGCGGGAGAUGAAGAAGGACCGGUCCGCCGGGAUGCUGCCGCUGGACGUGCACGUCCGGGGCAAGGUCUGGUUCAAGUACGGGCUGGUGGGUACGCGGCGCUACAAGAUACGCGCGAGCUGUCCGCUGGUGCCCGUCGUCUUCGCCUCGCCCAGCUCCUUCGACCGGGUGUACUGCCACGUGCAUAUCUGAGCGGUACGGGGAGUCCGUCCAUAUUAUACGGUGUGCGUUUGCUUGCGUGGUGUGUUUGGUCUGAGGAUUCGUUUUACUACCUGCUUGGAUUAUUGGUUUGAUUAAUAUACGUGUUGUUCUUACUCAGUCUUCAUUUGUAUUACGAUUGGGUUUGUUUGAUGUAAUUUAAUCAAACCUCCCAUGGACUGUCACACAUUUAAGUGUCAUUUAAUACAACCUUGCUAAAUCUCAA
This is a messenger RNA of Hordeum vulgare subsp. vulgare (domesticated barley), 1014 nucleotides long. RefSeq names its product NDR1/HIN1-like protein 2. The transcript has a single exon. Bases 195 to 782 code for a protein of 195 amino acids. NCBI's taxonomy places the organism in Eukaryota, Viridiplantae, Streptophyta, Magnoliopsida, Poales, Poaceae. The record is from RefSeq and is a predicted model, not a curated record. Gene Ontology annotation, cellular component: plasma membrane.